Zootoca vivipara (common lizard) is the source of this 2775-nucleotide messenger RNA. RefSeq names its product E3 ubiquitin-protein ligase RNF170-like. Lineage: Eukaryota; Metazoa; Chordata; Lepidosauria; Squamata; Lacertidae. Gene Ontology annotation, molecular function: ubiquitin protein ligase activity. The record is from RefSeq and is a predicted model, not a curated record.
UCACUCUGAUCAUGUCUAGUACUUUCUAAUCCACGUCUUCCUAUCCCCACUUAGCCUUGCAUAUGAAUAUUGCCUGAUAAAACUUUUGUAUGAGUAGGCCUACUAUUUCCCUCCUCACUCCUAACUAGCCUUUAUACCCUUAUUAAUGUGCAUUUCACCUUUCUUGGCUGACACAUUUUACUGCUUUACUUUUACUAAUUUCUUACCUAUACUAAUGGCGUGCUUCAGUCGCUUCACUAUCAAAUGUGCAGAAUGUGUCCUUAAGAAGCCUCGUAGCUGAAAAUUAGUUACUUCUUGAGAUCUUGUCAUUUUGCUAGAGUCACUCACGGCAUUGAGGAAAAGGCUCUUCUUUCUGUAAAAUCCCUCUUUUCGCAAAUCUGGAAAGAGAUGGUUCCCUCCACUAGUAUUUAGAAACCCUGGCAAAACCUUGACAUUAGUGAAGCCAAUUAAUUAUUAACUGGAAUGAAUGGCCUGCCUGCUUUAAUGGAGUGUGGGCUGAGACUCUGCUUCACGACACUCUGCUGUCAGCCAAGCGCAGAGAGGAAGCCACAGGCUUUUAAAGAGGCUUCAGAUGAAGUGAGGAUGGUGCAUGGUUCACUGUACAAAUCUUCUGAGAUCAGAUUUCUUCAUUUAAGUCAAGAGAUGAGUCUGCUGGAAAAGAGUUUUCCCCAUUUGUCCACAAGAAACCACUUAAAAUCUCUUAGACAGUGGCAGCGAUGUUACCGCAGUGAGCUAAACUGCCCAAUCUGCCUUCAGGCUACUACUUGCCCUGUAGAAACCAACUGUGGACAUUUAUUUUGUGGUUCCUGUCUGAUUGAAUACUGGAAACAUGGACCUUGGCUAGAAGCAAUCAGCUGCCCACUCUGCAGACAGAAAGUCAUUCUUUUGUACAACAUGCCUUGUGAAAAUCUGCCCGACAAGCCAAGCAAACAAAUUGUGUAUGACAUCAGAGAUUACAACAAACGCUUCUCAGGACAGCCUCGGCCUUUCACAGAUUAUCUUUAUGACAUGCCGCUUCUCGUCAACCUGGCUGUACGAGGGAUCUUCACGCUGGGCGGCUUGGUGUGGAUCUUCUUCCUCAGAGUUGUCAUCUGUUGUUUUGGAACCUUCAUGUGCUUGACUUCUUCGUUGGAUCUGAUGCCAGAACCUCUUUGUGGAAUUCUGGGCCUCUUUGAUGACCUAGUUGUUGUUUUCCUACUUUUAAUCUGUAUGAUAAACAUUUGCUCUCAGAUGGAAUCAGAAGGGGCAAACAUGACGAGCUCUACAGCGCAAAACAUUUUGCUGGAAUCGUAACAGGCUGAAGUGCCGGCUAUUCAUAAUGGGGAAACCAACUAGACAACGGUGGAUUUUCCUAGUUUCUGGAAGCGACACAGAACGGCCUUAGCUUUGAAGAAUGCUAAGGGUCGGUAAGCAGCGCUGGAGUUUAUGGAAGAGCAACAGCUGGGUGGAGGCUGUAAUGUUAAUCAUAGAUUAACACCCAACGAUGUCCACAAGCCUCCAGAGGUGCAUUGCUGCCAUUCUAAAAUGACAAUUUUGCAUUUGUGGUACUUAAGACUGACUCCUGGAAGGCACAAUAGCCAAGAUCUUAUCCAACUGUUCCACAGCUCAACAGCUCAGAUAUGGCUAGAAAACAUUAAGUACAUAUAAACAUGAAAAUACUGUACCGCAACUCUUAUUAAUGUGGCGUUCUCAAAAUGACAAAUGCACAUCAUUAAAAGACUAUAGAGAGACAAAGAGGAACAGGCAGACUUGUGUGUGUUUUGCGCAGACAGGGGGGAAACGUCUGCUAGAAGGUCUAGUACAGACCUCCCAAUUCAGCAGCUUACUGAUCUAAGAUAAUCCUUUGCCAUGUGCAGUAUUACAGAUACAUGUAUGUGGAUAAUGGUUUGGAUAUGCUUGCCAAUAGUUGCAACAGUCCUCAUAUUGCCACCCAUCGAUAAAUACUGCCAAAAAUUGGCACAAGGGUAUUUGAAUGGAUCAGAAAAGGCCCAACUUGGAGCACCGUUGUCUGAGUCUUUUGGAAAUAAGCAUGCUCUUUGAAAGUCACUUCCUUAUGCUGAGGCUCCCAGUUGUGCUUUGGUUUCAGGGUGGCUGUGUGUACUGUAUGCAGGACAAAAUCUGAUAUGAGCACUGACGUCUUGAGCAACGUGGGGCUAUAUAAAUACAAAGGAAAUAAAAACGACCAGGAAGUUCACCUCCUCUCGGAGAUCUCUAUGGAAACCUUAGAAUCCCCUUCAAGGUUCCUGCCUCCAAGUGAAGAAAGGCAGGUGACAACGAAGGAGAGGGACUUUUUUUUUUUUGGCACUGACACUUCAGCUAUGGAAUUGCCUCCUGAGAGAGGCUUACCUGGCACCUUCCCUCCUCCAGUGCAGUUAGUACAGUUAAACCUGAGUGAAUAAAGAAGUUGUACAUCCAGGCUUUAAAACUAGGUUUUAAAUCCCGACUGUAUGCAAGGACCUUUUGUUUUUUUGUUUUGGUGUCUUUUAUUGUUGUAUGUUUGCUGUUUAAAUUAUGAUCAUAUAUUGUGUUUUAAAUAUAUUGUUGCAAGCCAGGCGGGGAAUGUUUAUUGGUGGGUGGCUAUAUAACUCAAAUAAAUAAAUAACCAAUGAAAAAACUAUGAAUCCAAUUGAUAUGUAGCCUGUUACAUGUUUGUAUGAGUGGAAUUUGGGUUUUUAUGUGUUAGCUGUGCGUAAGAAUGCAUGCAUAUAAAUAUUUAUUUUUCACGGUGUUCUGAAGCUUGUCGUGCAUUUCUUCUUCUAGCAUGUGUGCACAUCC